Molecule: messenger RNA, 1430 nt
Organism: Misgurnus anguillicaudatus (oriental weatherfish)
Lineage: Eukaryota; Metazoa; Chordata; Actinopteri; Cypriniformes; Cobitidae
Source: RefSeq, a predicted model, not a curated record
UGCUGCAAGGUUUUUGUUUUGUCAAUCUGUAUGGUAAACAAACUAACGGUACAGUGACUGCUGUUUGUCUUAUUAUUCAGAUGACGCUUUUAAUAAUAACCUAGCUUAAUAAAUAAAAAAUACCUAAUAGUUGUUUACCUAAAAAUAUGUCAUGUUUGAAAUCAUUUUGUCUGUUAUUGACAUUAAUUUAUUGAUCAUGUCUGUUGUCAAUGAGAUUAAAAUGAUUUAGUCAACUUUAGCCACCACGUGCUUAGAGGAGAAGCACAUGGAAACCUGCUCGAAGCUUUUUUGCUCAAUAAUGGCAACUACAGUGCAUGAAACAGUCCUUAUUGGAGUAUGUGAUGGAGCUAUUGACAAGAAAACCACAUCGUAUUGUACGAACAAAAUUGGAGAUAUUCCGGAUUUGCUGCCAGUAAUUACUCUCCAAUAUCCCAAAUGCACUUUGUGCCAGAAGGGCCUAUCUCAUGUUGUGCAGGUCUACUGUCCACUUGCAGCAUCUUCUUACCAUAGAACAACCAACGUAUUUGCCUGCACCAAUCCACAAUGCUUUGGCAAAUCAGAGAGCUGGAUUGUCCUGCGCUCCCAGUGCCUGGAUGACGACAUCAAAGCCUUAUCAAGCAAACAGGUCAACAAUAGCUCACCAUGUGCAGCAUCAUCAAUGUCCAGAACAGACUGGUGUGAUGAAGCUGAUGAUUGGGGGAUGGAGGAUGAAGAUCAAAUAAAAGUUUCUGAGAAUAGCACACAGAUCUGUUCAGAUGAAGUACUAACCCUGAGUGCGGGAAUGGAUGUGAGCAGCAAACUUCAGGGCUUGUGCAUUGAUGGAGGUGUUGAUCACGAAAAGCCCACAGAUGCCCCCAUUUUCCAGCCGUUCUACAUAAGCGUCAUGGAUGAAACGGACCUUGAUGGAUUUCAUGAUAUGGAUCAUGAAAAUGAACUGCUUAGACAGUAUGAGGAAAGGGAGGGAGUGAUCGCUGAGGAUAUUGGGAGCUGUGAGGGCAGGGAGGCAUCAGAGGAAUAUGAGAAGGCCAAAGCCAAGCAUGGAGAUAAAGUGUUUGAGGGUUUUAUGAAGAAAAUUUCCCUUUGUCCUGAACAAGUGUUACGAUACAGUUGGAAUGGAUCGCCUCUAUUUAUAAUGGAUCCACCUUCGAAUAUGAAUCAAAUGGUGCCAUGCUGUGAUCAUUGUGGCGGUCCCAGAAUUUUUGAGUUUCAACUCAUGCCCGCAUUGGUCAGCUUGCUCUGUAGCACAGAUAAAAACUCAGAGAGUGCACUGGAGUUUGGGACAGUACUGGUGUACACUUGCAAAAAAAGUUGCUGGAAAUCUGGAUUGACAAUUCCAAUGGAGGAGUUUUUGCUUGUACAGCCUGACCCAGACCAAAAGCUUUUCAAAUGACAAUGAUAAACAAACUCAAUAAAGAUUAUUUAUUAUCCAG